GCUGACAAGAUAUUUAGACGACUAAUCCUGGGUGCGAGAAAUGACAUAGCACUUGAGACCUAUCUUGUCGAGUGUAUGAGUGGCCUUUAGAAGCCAUACGUCGAGCCAUGGCGUCAGGUCGUAAUUCCCGCGGCGAACCUGAACAGUCUUCUGAAGUACGCGUGCCGCUUAUUCAACCCGCCGGAAAACCCUCCGUCAUUACUACCUCGUCGACCAAUGGCAUCGCGCCAAGUUCUUCCUGUCUGCCGCGUCUUGCGGCGCCGAGUGGCGUAGGUGAUCUUAAUUGCGACGCAGGCGACGCGGGGAAUAGAGAGGAUUAUCCACCGUCGGAUGAGGAUGAGAUCGUCGGGCCGCACUCCCCGCGUGCGGGGCUGAAACGGUCACUCACCGUGGUCGACGGUAUCAGCAUGCUGCUGGGCGUGGUGGUGGGCAGCGGCAUAUUCGCCACGCCCGGCGUUGUGCUGCUGGACUCCAAUGGCUCACCGCUGCUGGCGCUGCUGCUGUGGCUGGUGGCGGGGAUAGUGGGGUAUGCGUGCUGCGAGGUGUAUGCGGAGCUCGGGAGUUUCAUCCCCCAUGCAGGAGGCGAUGGGGAAUACCUACAGGUGGCCUUUGGAGAGCUCGCUUCGUUUGUCUUCAUGUGGAUGUUCUUUUUUGUCUCUACUGGCGGAGCCCUGUCGAUCUUAGUCGUCACGUUUGCACGAUACGCUGUGGCAUUGUUACCAGGAGCGGCAGCAGGAGGGGAGGCGGAGAUGGAAGUGAUGGUGAUGGUGGUGGGAGGGGGGUGCGUGGUGCUGCUUACUCUUAUCAACUGCUGUGGAGUGGAAGCAGGCACGUGGCUGCAGAACCUCCUCUCUCUCUCCAAGACUCUCCUCAUCGCCAUCAUCCUCUCAGCCGCCCCAGCCUUCCUGCUCCUGCAAGGCACCUCUGUUGCUGCGGCCAACCUGCUUCAGCCGCUCCCCCCUCUGGAGUCGCUUGACUGCAGCAGGCUGGGCGCCGGGCUGGUGGCUGCCAUAUGGGCCUUCGAUGGGUGGAACUGCCUGGGCUUUCUCUCAGAGGAGCUCAAGGACCCAAAGAGGGACCUGCCUCGGUCUUUGUCAAUUGGCAUGCUGGUUGCCGUUGUUAUCUGUCUGUCCGCCAACGUGGCAUAUCUCUGCAUCCUUCCCGCUCAAGCUAUCAGCGAGUCCCAGGUGGUGGCUGUGGAUUCAGUGGCGCUGGUGUUCGGCCCAGCAGCAGGCCGGCUGGUGGCUCUGCUGGUGGCGUUCAACGUGCUGGGGUCCGCCAAUGGGACGCUGCUGUGCAACGCGAGAUACUUUUACGCCAUGGCCCGGGAGGGCAAGCUCCCUCGCUUCUUUGGGGCUGUCACUAAAGCGGGUGCUCCCUACGCUGCUCUGUGCCUUAUAGGUGCUUGGACCAUGGUGCUUCUCUUCUUUGCUGCCAAUCAGCUUGAGAAGCUCCUUGACUACUUUGGCAUUGCCACGUGGAUAUUCUACGGAGCGGUAGCAGCAGCUCUUUUUAAGCUCCGAUGGGCAUUUCCCGACGGCCCAAGGCCGUAUGAGGCGCGCUUCUACCCACUGCCUCCCAUCAUUGCUCUGGUCGCCGCAUUCUUCCUUGUGGUGACAUCAAUAUUCGCUCAUCCAGUUCCUUCCGCAGCUUCACUUGCUUUUGUGUUUGUUGCUUUUCCAUUAUAUUAUAUCAAAAAGUGGUUCCAAUGGCAAGGGCAGCCUUCCACCAAUCCAAUCAAUUGGGCACUGUUGCAAUAACCGCUAUCUUCUGGUUUAAUUUUGACUUCGAAAUAUUCAUGUGUGCUUUCCCUUAGCUUCCAAGUUUCAAGUUUAAUUUCAUGUGGGCA
Closterium sp. NIES-67 is the source of this 1849-nucleotide messenger RNA. The record is from the annotation of a GenBank genome assembly. Lineage: Eukaryota; Viridiplantae; Streptophyta; Zygnematophyceae; Desmidiales; Closteriaceae.